AACAGCUGCCUUACCAGAAACCAGAAUGCGAUAAAGUAGUUGGCGAUGUAGCUAACAUGUAGUUUACGCCAUAUAACCUGUGCGAGGUUCAAAAGUUGUGUGUGUGUGUGUGUGUGUGUUUGUAUGUGUGUGCGUGUGUGUGUGUGUUGUCCGCUGUCCAUGGUGUUGCUGUAAAGCUGUGCUGCAGUCUCUUAAAAGGAGCACCAUGGCAAUGUGGAUCCAGGCCCAGCAGCUGCAGGGUGAGGCGUUGCACCAGAUGCAGGCACUGUACGGUCAGCACUUCCCCAUCGAGGUGCGACAUUACCUGGCCCAGUGGAUUGAGAGCCAGCUCUGGGAUUCGGUGGAGUUGGACAACCCAGCGGAGGAGGCCAAGGCCAAGCGUCUGCUGGACAACCUAGUGGCUGAGCUGCAGAGGAAAGCCCAGCUUCAGGGAGGAGAGGAUGGCUUUCUACUCAAGAUCAAGCUGGGCCACUACGCAAACCAGCUCAAGAGCACUUAUGACCGCUGUCCUUUGGAGCUAGUGCGCUGCAUAAAACACAUCCUGCACUCAGAGCAGAGGCUGGUUCAAGAAACUACAAAUGCCAGCUGUGGGAGUGGGGGGCAGGCCAUGGACAGCCUGUCGCAGCGGCAUCAACAGAUCAACCAGGCCUUUGAGGAGCUCCGCCUGGCCACACAGGAGACUGAGAAUGAACUGAGAAAGCUGCAGCACAGCCAGGAGUACUUCAUUAUCCAGUACCAGGAGAACCUGCGCCUCCAGGCCCAGCUGAGCAGCCUGGGGUCACUGCCUCAAGCCGAGCGCAGCCAGCGGGAAACCACCCUACAGAGCAAAAGGGCCACUGUGGAGGCCUGGCUUACCAGAGAGGCCAGCACACUACAGAAAUACAGGCUUGACCUGUCAGAACAACACCAGAAGACCCUGGCCCUGCUGAGGAAGCAGCAGACUCUGAUCCUGGAUGAGGAGCUCAUCCAGUGGAAGAGAAGGCAGCAGUUGGCUGGCAAUGGGGGUCCUCAUGAGGGAGGACUGGAUGUCCUCCAGUCCUGGUGUGAGAAGCUGGCUGACCUGAUCUGGCAGAACCGGCAGCAGAUCCGACGCUGUGAACAUCUUACCCAGCAGCUUCCUCUCCCAGGCCCCAUGGAAGAACUAUUGACCAAACUCAAUGCUGACAUCACUGAUAUCAUCUCCGCCCUGGUUACCAGUACCUUCAUCAUUGAAAAGCAGCCACCCCAAGUGUUAAAGACCCAGACCAAGUUUGCAGCCACAGUGCGCCUCCUGGUGGGAGGGAAGCUCAAUGUCCACAUGAACCCACCUCAGGUCAAGGCUGUCAUUGUUAGUGAGCAGCAGGCCAAAGCUCUGCUGAAGAAUGAGAGUACACACAGUGAAAGCAGUGGAGAGAUCCUCAACAACAACUGUGUGAUGGAGUAUCACCAGGCUACCAGCACUCUCAGUGCACACUUCAGAAACAUGUCACUGAAGCGGAUCAAACGUUCAGACCGUCGGGGUGCAGAGUCAGUGACGGAGGAGAAGUUCACGGUUCUGUUUGAGUCACAGUUCAGCGUUGGGGGCAACGAGCUGGUCUUCCAUGUCAAAACCUUAUCACUGCCUGUAGUAGUGAUUGUCCAUGGUAGUCAGGACAACAAUGCCACAGCAACAGUCCUGUGGGACAACGCCUUUGCUGAGCCGGGCAGGGUGCCGUUCAUCGUGCCAGACAAGGUGCUGUGGCCCCAGCUGUGCGAGGCCCUUGAUAUGAAGUACAAGGCAGAGAUGCACAGUGGGCGUGGCCUGUCAGAGGAUAACCUGGUCUUCCUGGCACAGAAAGCUUUUACAAGCAGCAGCAACAACCCUGAGGACUACCGCAACAUGACCAUAUCCUGGGCCCAGUUCAACCGGGAGAGCUUACCUGGACGCAACUUCACCUUCUGGCAGUGGUUUGAUGGAGUUGUAGAGCUCAUGAAGAAACAUCUCAAGCCUCAUUGGAGCGAUGGGGCCAUCCUGGGCUUUGUUAACAAGCAGCAGGCACAGGACAUGCUGAUGUCCAAACCCAACGGCACCUUCCUACUGCGAUUCAGCGAUUCUGAGAUCGGAGGCAUCACCAUCGCCUGGGUGGCCGAGAACCCCAACAAACCAGGUGAGAGGCUUGUCUGGAAUCUGUUGCCUUAUACAACCAAGGACUUCUCCAUUCGCUCCCUGGCUGAUCGCAUCAGCGACCUCAACCACCUUCUGUUUCUCUAUCCUGACCGGCCCAAAGAUGAGGUCUUCGCCAAGUACUACACCCCUCCACUCUCAAAAGCGGUGGAUGGAUAUGUAAAACCACAGAUCAAACAAGUUGUGCCAGAAUUCACCACCCCGAACCCCGAACCCAGUGGAGCAACUCCCACAUUCAUGGACCAGUCAGCCUCUCCCUCUGUGAGCCAUCCCAACAACUUUGGUGUCUACCCCUCUAUGAGUGACGCCAUGUUAGAUGCAGAGGGAGACUUUGACCUGGAGGACACCAUGGACGUGGCUCGCCAUGUGGAGGAGCUGCUCCGCAGGCCCAUGGCCAACCAGUGGAGCAGUCAGCAGUCCUGAACCUGAAACCUGAACUUGCUGCACACUUCCAGGUCUUCAUUGUAUCUAACAAAAAACAUCCCCAGCUGUAAUCCCCACUGGACUGCAACCAGAACAAGACAUUUCCUGUCUUUAUCAGUCACUCUGGCAGAUCUACAUCACAUUUCACUAGCCGUCUUCAUGUUUAGCUGCCCACAGGAGUUUUGGAAGACAACAGUUCUGGUAUUGAAUAGCCAUCUACUUGCCUCAGUAUGUCUGUAGAGAGGGUAAACCUGCCAUCAAAAGUUCAAAGUUACUGGCAUUUGACAGAGGUUGAUGUCCUCUCUUGCUCACUGUAGUUUCUCAGGGCUGUAGUGUGGAGUUGGUUUUGGUCAAUGGAAUUUUUACACAGAUAUACAGUUAGUUUUUAUGUACGCUUUACAUUCAUAUGUGCCUGACAAGCUUUCAGCUGGCACUGGGAGAUUUUUGCAUUAAAAAAUAGACAAACUAUUUUCUCUUCAAACCUUUGAAGGUUUCUUUUCCUUCUACACAGUUGACAUUGUAAAUGUGACUAAAUACUGACAAACUGAGUCCCUUCUAUUAAAGGGGAUAUUUGUCAAUAAUUUUUAUUAGUAUCUAGUAAAUCCAGAAAUGAUUAUUAAAAAACAAGACUUAAAGCAAGACUAUGUAACUUACUGAUCAGCAGCCUCUCUGACCACAGGAAGUACUUACAGGAUAAUAGAAUUUUCCGUAAUUUCCCAAGAUUCUCUAUAUAGCAUAUAGUAAUGUAUUUUACAGAAUAUUGACACUACUAUUAGAUCGUAAGCAAAGUUAUUAUUGUACACGAAAAAAUGUUUGAAAUAUGAUGUAUAUUUAUAUUAAAAGUAUAUAGUGAUAAAUUAUUUUGUGAUAAUCAAAUCUGCAACUAGACUGAUGAAAUGCUGGCUAUUGUUUCAGUGGUGUUUGUGAAUUAUUUCCUGGGCAGUUAGAGAGAUGGUUGGCUGAACAGUAAAAUCACAAAGCUGAAACCAAUUCCUUUAAUUAGCAUUUUCUGAGAAUAAUCAACGUCCAGCAGUAUUAUGCUGUGUUUCUCAGCGAUCAGGUUGAACUCAGCAUGCAGCUGUGAAAGUUCUGGUUUUAGCUGAACUUCUUAAGUAACAGAACAUGACACAACACAGCAACAGUCUCAGUGAGUGCACUUUUAAUGUCAGGUAUACAUCAAUAUCUAUCUAUAGUUUGGAACAACGCUGAGUUUACAGCUUAUGAAUUCAGCUUUUUAUAAGAGAAAAGAUUUGUUUUAUUUAACAGUUACAUAGUCUUGCUUUAAGUACUGAAAUUGGACAUUUUAAUCUCUAACUGCUAUAUUUUGGUGCGUUCUGUAUAAAAAUGUAUGCUUAAUUAUUUCUUUUACAGCCAUUCUCUAAUGUUGUUGUACUUCACUGCCUUACAGCAAAAUGUUCAAAUGGUUCUAGGUGCUCAUUUGGCCUCAUGAAGUCAGCAACUGCUGACUGUCAGUGUCUCUUUUUGUCAGAUUGAGAUUUCAGUAUAAAUGUUGGUACAAUAUGAUCUUUUAAAAUAGUAUUAAGUCAUUAGCAAAGUGUUAUAUAAUGGCCUAAAAUCCAUCCAUCCAGCCAGAAUAUCCUGAUGUUAAUCCCCAAUAUAGAUCAAGCUCCAAAAACACUCGAUCCUACACUUCCCAUGAUACAACUCGAUAGCACCUUUUGUCAGACCCCUCCUGCCUGGUAAACUGGUAGACGCCCACAUCUUUCAAACCUCACACCUCCAGUGUGUAAUGCAUGUUUCUCAAAGUCCAAACCGAAUUUACUCAAGUCACUUGACAGACUUGACAAAGCUCCUCCAGAGCCACAGAAAACAUUGUACAACAUUGGCUGCACAGAGUCUGCGGGGGUCACGUGAUAUAAAAAGAUACAGACGUGGAAAUGUAUGCACAUAAGUGAACACAUUAAUAAACUGAGUGCAAUUCCCUCUUUUUCCUUGUUUGCACUUGGUUUAUCUAGUUGGGGAUUGUACAUUCAGAUUGCAUCAUGGCAAGAUUUCCCAACCCUCAGAAUAAAAGGGGUUGGGGUGAGGUAAUAACCAGUGUCCUUUGUGCUGCACAUAAACCAUCAGCCACUCUGAGCUGUGUAUAAAUUAGACACCGCAAGUCCUGUUUAAUAUUAAUACAUGAUUUAUAUGUGAUAAAGUGCAGGUCUGGGGAUCUAUUUAGAGAUAUAUCAAUAAUCAAAGAGGAAAAGUGCAAUGGCUAACCCAUAUGUUUGCAGUUUUACUUAGUUAAGUCUUAAGUUAGUUAAGUUAGUCUGUGCUUUCAUUUAGUUUGUAUGAGAACUAAAUCCUGACCAGCGUUAAAUAAAAAAGUUUUCUCAGAGAAUUUCUAAUUGCCCACUUUUAUUCUGAGUAUGAGAUACAUAUUGCCAGAGUUCAACAUUUCCCCUUACAUUUUACUACACACUAAACUGAGCUUAGUGUGCACAGAUCAUUUAUCUGUAUGUGCUUGGAUUCCCACACCAAUACUUUUUUUACUAUAUGACCCCCUGCAGACUCCAUAAAGGCUGAAUAGUCCUUCCAAAAGUUCUCCCCUUAAACUGUGUUCAUGUUUCUAAACAGAGGAUAUCUUACUCUGGAAUCCAGUGCGGUGUUUACAGGACGGCACCCUCACUGUACAUCGAAAGCUAUUAAUCAUGAUUUAACAGAAUGACAUGAAGACAUCAUUUUGUUGUUUCACCCUUCUAAUGUACUGUAUGAGCUGCCUGACACUUCUGUCCAAAGUGAUUUGUAGCUUUAGUGAGCCUAAACGUGACUGAAAUCUAAAACAUCCAACACAUCAUUUUCAAAAUAAAUUUCAAAUAGAAUAUUUUAACCCAGAGGCUACACUGAAGUGCUGUGGCUCAACCACAAAUGACAAACUCUGUUGGGCAUGUUGCCGUCUUCAUCCUCAGCUCCACCAUCUAGUGUUUCUUCGUAGACAGGGGACAGUGGUAGUUACAGUGACUAUUACAUUUUGAAUAUAAAAUAUAGUAUGUUGUCAAAAUGAAAUCUUAAGUGCUUUAUGUGUGCUCUCUUAUAAGCUAAGCUUAGUUAUAUGUCAAUGGAAAAUGCUCAUACCUCAUACUUUGUAGUUGUUGUUUCAGUCAUCAGCUCAUCAGUUUAUGUUGAUCAUGUCCUCAGCUCUGUUUCUGAAACUGCCAGAGUCCAGUCUGUCCAAAUCUGCACCCUCAUCAUGAUACUGACUCUGCAUACAGAGCUUUUCUUAGAUUCACGUCUGUUGUGACAUAAUCUCUAGUGUUUCUUUUCUAUGAAGCUUCCGUCUGGAGAUACAGAAGCUGUUAAAUCUGUGUGUGACUUGUGGAUUGUUAAGGGACAGCAAUGUCCAUACAUGACAUUUAAAGCCAUUGUCAUUAACACUGCACUAUUCCCACCAGCCUCAACCAAGCAAUGUCUAAUGCCAUUUAGAAACCACAAUUCACCCAGAAUGAAAGUGAACACGGUAAACCUCAGGAAAACACGCUGUGAAAUAAAGAUAGAUGAGUCCAAAUCAACCAAAUGAUACCUGAUGACUAGAGUGUAGAUGAGAUACUUUUCUGACUCUUGUGCCACUUUUGCCUCUUUUGUUUUUAGGUUAGAUUGUUGAAUAAAAGCCGAAACACAAACUUUAAUUGUGUACUAAAUCAGCAAAAGCGAACAAGCACUCUGAUGCUCACACCAGCAGUUAUCUGAUGUUCUCGCUAAUGCAGUAAUCUUCUCUUGUUUGUCUUUGAAUCAACUCUGUGUGUGUGUAUGUCUUCAGUGUAAUUCAGUUCUCUAGCUGGCUGCUGCAGUGUGUUUGCUGGCUUUUGUACAGUCUGUGGCGUGUUUAGGAAUUUCUUAUUUACUUCCACGUUAUGCUACAUUUUGCUGGAAGUUUGAUGUUGGGAUUGGGGAUAUGAAAAUAAAAGUUUUUCUAAUUAAUCAUA
Molecule: messenger RNA, 6495 nt
Organism: Thunnus maccoyii (southern bluefin tuna)
Lineage: Eukaryota; Metazoa; Chordata; Actinopteri; Scombriformes; Scombridae
Product: signal transducer and activator of transcription 5B-like
Exons: 19
Coding region: 206-2566 (786 amino acids)
Biological process (GO): cell surface receptor signaling pathway via JAK-STAT; growth hormone receptor signaling pathway via JAK-STAT; regulation of transcription by RNA polymerase II
Molecular function (GO): DNA-binding transcription factor activity, RNA polymerase II-specific; RNA polymerase II cis-regulatory region sequence-specific DNA binding
Source: RefSeq, a predicted model, not a curated record